Molecule: messenger RNA, 543 nt
Organism: Suillus subaureus
Lineage: Eukaryota; Fungi; Basidiomycota; Agaricomycetes; Boletales; Suillaceae
Exons: 6
Coding region: 1-543 (180 amino acids)
Source: RefSeq, a predicted model, not a curated record
AUGUCCGUCUUCUUAUGCCCAAAGGACUGUUUUGAUGGUGCCAAAGUCAAGCCUAAGCAUUUCGAACCUGGUGAUGUCAAAUCUUUAGCAUGUCUGCAGGCUGUUUGGUGGGAUGGUCUACUUGUCACGUCACUACAUGGGGAUCUUGACUGCCGAUUUACGUGCUUGCCCACCCCUCCAAGUUCAAGCUCUCAGGACGCCAAGAGCAUGAUCAUCCUCAAGUCUAAAAACCAGUCCAAGGACGGUGCAUCUUUACGGAACAACGGUAUCCGCUUUUCAAUCGCUCAGCUAAGCGGUGUUUUGGCACCCUUUUCAAGGCAUGCAGCGCACCACAAUGUGAACGGAGAAAAGGGAUGGCCAACCGCAGAUGCGCAGCGCAGACAGGAAAAUCAUAGCGAGGAAUCGUCGCGAGAUUAUGAUAGCGUGUUGGGAUUGACCCGUCAACAUGAACACCUUGCAGGAUAUGUGGUGAUUGGGAAGGUGUAUGCGUACAGUAGGGGGAGGGAACGACUCGGUCCAAGGCAGGGUGUACAAACUUGCUAA